This is a messenger RNA of Colossoma macropomum (tambaqui), 1458 nucleotides long. Its product is annotated as carboxypeptidase O-like. The transcript is spliced from 9 exons. The record is from RefSeq and is a predicted model, not a curated record. The coding region runs from base 78 to 1166 and encodes 362 amino acids. Gene Ontology annotation, molecular function: metallocarboxypeptidase activity; zinc ion binding. Gene Ontology annotation, biological process: proteolysis. NCBI's taxonomy places the organism in Eukaryota, Metazoa, Chordata, Actinopteri, Characiformes, Serrasalmidae.
GCUGAGUGAGAUGAAGGCUCACAGACUGGACGUAGGGCUGGAGAGGUGUGCUGAGGUUCUCGCUGGACUGGAUUACAAUGCUGAGGUCGCUGUUGACUGCGUUGGUGCUUUUGGCUCUGCAGACCCAGGACAGAGCUGUUGAAGGACUGGAGCUACGAGCUUAUGACUACACCACGUACCACACCAUGGAAGAGAUCUCAGUCUGGAUGGAGCAGAUUGAGAAAGACCACCCGGACGUUGUCUCCAGUAUGAUCUAUGGGACGACGUACGAAAAGAGGAACAUAACUCUGCUGAAGAUCGGCCUAAGCAGCACUUUGCCGAAGAAGGCGAUCUGGAUGGACUGUGGAAUCCAUGCCAGAGAAUGGAUCGCUCCUGCUUUCUGCCAGUACUUUGUGAAGGAGAUCCUGGGCUCGUACAAAACAGACCCAAAGAUGAACGAGCUGUUUAAAAACCUGGACUUCUACAUCACUCCAGUCCUGAACAUGGAUGGAUACAUCUACUCCUGGAGAGACAACACAACACGCCUGUGGAGGAAAUCCAGGUCACCAGGCACUGACGGCUGCACCUGUUUUGGCACAGAUCUGAACCGCAACUUCUAUGCUAACUGGGGAAUGGUGGGAAUCUCCAGGAACUGUUGUUCGGAGGUCUAUAAUGGACAGUCUCCUCUUUCUGAGUCCGAAGCCGUUGCGGUCACUGACUUUCUGAGCGCCAAUCGAGACCAACUCUUGUGUUUCCUCACCAUCCACUCUUAUGGACAGCUGCUCCUGGUCCCUUACGGACACCCAAACAUCUCAGCACCCAACUACGAUGAACUGAUGGAAGUGGGUCUGGCUGCAGCGAAGGCCAUCAAAGCUGUUCAUGGAAUGGACUACACUGUGGGCACCUCUCCUGACGUGCUGUAUGCAAAUUCGGGUUCCUCGCGUGACUUUGCCCGUCUAAUCGGGAUCCCUUUCUCCUUCACCUUCGAGCUGAGAGACAAGGGCGACUUCGGCUUCGAACUGCCUGAAGAUCAGAUCCAGCCCACGUGUGAGGAGGCUUAUCAGGGGGCCAUGUCCAUCAUCACCCACGUCCAUGAUAAGACUUUUACCAGUGCAGCUUUUACCGUAACAGCCACGCUGUGGACCACGCUGACAGCUGCGUGGCUCUCUAGCACCACCUUGCUGUAAACUGAUGAAGCUUCUCCUCAGCGUUUGACUUCAUCACCUGAAGAUCAACCGAAUCAAUGACAUUCUGUCACCCGUGUUCAGUAGCAUUAGCUACCCAGUUGCUAUCAAGUGUAAAUGAAGUUAUGCUUGAUAUUUAAAAUUUGAAAUAUUUAUUAAAAACUGUCAUUCCAAAGGUACUAAAGUUGCUAAUGGGGAAUUACAACACUUUUUCAAAUUUUCUGCAUAAUUAAACUAUUGAGCUUUAAUCAGAAUGAUUCAGAGUGGUUUGGUGUUAAGUGGUUCAGAUGUCUUU